Laccaria bicolor S238N-H82 is the source of this 1866-nucleotide messenger RNA. RefSeq lists its product as uncharacterized. The record is from RefSeq and is a predicted model, not a curated record. The transcript has 8 exons. NCBI's taxonomy places the organism in Eukaryota, Fungi, Basidiomycota, Agaricomycetes, Agaricales, Hydnangiaceae. Bases 1 to 1866 code for a protein of 621 amino acids.
AUGGAUAAACUCACAAACAUGUUCUCGAAUCUGCUCCCACCCCAGAUGAGGGAAUAUGCUGAGCAGGUCUAUCGCGAUAACAUGUCUGCUCAGAACGCCAAUAUCCGCGUCAUACCCCCAGACCCUAGGACAGAAGGGGGACCUCCUUUCGAUGGGAUCGAUGAAAGUGGAGGCAUUGAUAACGUCCUGAAGCAGAUGAUAAACUCCUUUGCAAAGAACCAAACCCCGAGAUUUCCCAUUCCACAAAGGUUGCAAUGCGCAAAUGUCGAGGUCGAAAAAUACAAGGCUUGCGAUAAUCCAGGUACGAUGGCUUGCAGUGGCUGUAAAUUGGUUUCCUAUUGCUCCAAGGAAUGCCAGAAAUAUCAUUGGCGCGUUCAUAAGAGAGAUUGCAGGGAUCCUAUGCUGGCUAAAGAUUGGAAGCCAGCUUGGAUCAUCGAGCAUCGUCACGCCUCAUUCCUCGAUGCGAUAUCGCCAUCUGAGGAUUUCCUUCGGAAACAAAUGGACGAGUUCUCAUCCGGAUUAUUUUUGUGGGGAAAUAUGCCCGCAAUAGACGUGCUAAAUUUACCCAAAAAUGAAAAGGACUUAACGACAAAUUUUUCGCUUGCGUUCAUUGCCUCAGGAGACCUUCGACAUGUCAUCCGAACUGUUAACUCCCUUCCUUCCGACUUUUCAGGAAAUCUCAACAUUUUAAUCAAUGAUUGUUGCUUGCCUAUCGUGUGCCGCAACAUAAUUUUGCUUCUCAUCUUGGGGACAAUUUCGGAUGAACAUUUGGCUGCCGACGUUGCACUCCAUUUCUGGUACUCUACGUUCAUGCCCCACGAAUAUCGGAUGAGAAUCUCAGCCAUGUUUACUUCGCUGAUUUUACCGCAAACCACGCCAGGUAGCCUCAUGAUCGUAUGUUCCUGCCCCUUGGGUCGCAAUUCGACCAUAUCAUUUGCCCUUCCCAACGAGGCAAUGCGGUACUUCGUUCACUACGGCUCUAUGGACACCUCUAUCAGUCAAAUACAAGACGAAUAUGACCGAGUAAGGAACGCGCCUUCACGCCGCGAUUUUCAUGAGCGCAUGUACGCAAAACUGAAGCCUCCCCACCGUGUCGCCUUCCACGAAUUUCGCCGCUUCGGUAUUGUACUUCCGUUUGGCGCAUUGAACGCUCACUUCAAUGUCCCGAAUCUCUCGCUAUUCUCGUUCGAGGGAAGGUGGCUUCAGACAGACUACGCUGACCCCCUCGAAGGUUGGGAUUUGGGCGAAGUCACGGAAGUCGGAAAAGCGCAUGGGGCAACUCCCCAAGACAUAUAUGGCUGUCUCUACUUCUUCCUUACUGCGCAGCUGCGUACUUUUCACCAGCGUCUUCGACAAUUUCCAGUCACGUUUAACGUUUAUCCAGUGGAUGCCCGCGGUCUCUCAAAACUCCUGCGUAAUGAUGAAAUUCCGGGAUUGAAGGCUAAACCUCCGUACGACCGCAUUGAAGUUUCAAACAUCCUGGACGCCAACUACGUUGGGUUGAGCGACCUUUUAAGCGAUUGGGCUCCCCUUCUUGCUGACACAAGGACGGCAUCCAUCGUUGGCUACUUUAUGAAUUGGUUUUUUGCUCAAGAAGACGGGCGUGCUUCCAGUGCAGGGAAGGCCGCUAUUCAAAAUGUUAUCCGCAAGAUGGCGAAAGAGGAGAAGAUUCUCAGACAUAUCCAAGAAUUUGGUGACGAAACGAUGAUGUAUCUUAUAUCGUCCGACAUGGACGCAUUAUAUGAAAAUUCAAAACCCUUCGAGAAGUUUCUCAGGAAGCAAGGAAUAGAGAAUACGCUCCGACAGACGCAAUUGAAAUUGAGGGAAAGACAUACGAUUGUUCCACAUGUAUCCGUCCAUCCUUAA